This is a messenger RNA of Leptopilina heterotoma, 1407 nucleotides long. It is a transcript of the gene Nf-YC, whose product is annotated as nuclear transcription factor Y subunit gamma-like. Gene Ontology annotation, cellular component: nucleus; CCAAT-binding factor complex. Lineage: Eukaryota; Metazoa; Arthropoda; Insecta; Hymenoptera; Figitidae. The coding region runs from base 169 to 1119 and encodes 316 amino acids. Gene Ontology annotation, molecular function: protein heterodimerization activity; DNA-binding transcription activator activity, RNA polymerase II-specific; DNA binding. The record is from RefSeq and is a predicted model, not a curated record. Gene Ontology annotation, biological process: regulation of DNA-templated transcription. The transcript is spliced from 5 exons.
ACUUGACAAAGUUGUGUGAUUGGUGGUGAAACUAACGACGAUCGUCUCAACGAAUUGCAAUUUUUCGAACGAAAUUUGUAUUUCCCGUGCAAGGAAGAUCAAAAUGAUGGACUAAUUAUCAAAUAUUCAUUAAGCAUUAUAUUUAUACGUAGAAAUCUAAUUUGAAAAAUGUCGGUUUUCUUUGUAAAUGCGAACCAGGACAGCGAAGUGGAAGGAGAUUCAAAUGGUGAUUUACAAAUCGCUUCGCCUGGGAGUUCGGAAGCCCAGCAAAAUUUGACACAAUUCUGGCCAAAAGUUACGGAGGAAAUUAAAAAAAUUACCACAAUGGACCUUAAGACACAAUCGCUGCCACUGGCGAGGAUAAAAAAGAUAAUGAAGCUGGACGGCGAUGUGAAAAUGAUAAGUGCCGAGGCGCCAAUGUUAUUUUCGAAAGCGGCGGAAAUUUUCAUUCACGAGUUGACAUUACGCGCUUGGGUCCACACAGAGGACAACAAGAGGCGAACUCUGCAGAGAAACGAUAUCGCGAUGGCCAUCACAAAAUACGAUCAAUUCGAUUUUCUCAUUGACAUCGUGCCCCGCGAUGAACUCAAGCAGAGCAAGGCGCAAAACGACAAUACAGUUCGUACUUCUAUGAAUUCCGAUCAGGUUCAUUAUUACUUUCAACUUGCCCAGCAGCAAGCCUCGGCCAAUCAGAAUGUACAAAAUAACGGAACUAAUCAACCUAUUCAAAUUGUUCAACCUUCCUCGGGACACAUUCAGACUAUUAACAUUGGGAGCUCGGAGGACACGAAUACGCAGUCGGUAAAUGUACAAAGUCCGCAGCAAACGUCAAAUCAGACGGUAAUUCAACUGCAGCAACCCCAACAGAAUCCUUCCACUCAAGCCGGUGGCAUACAAAUCGUACAACAAAUUGUCACACCAAAUGGAGAAAUUCAACAAAUUCCGAUUCAACUGACGCCGCAACAAUUGCAAAUGAUACGAAUGCAAGUCCAGGGUGGCAGUAAUCAACCAAUAAUUAUUCAAGCGGCUCCAAUUCAAGCACAGCCGCAAUUAAUUCAAGUCGCGCAAGGUGGACAGGCACCUGUUUUCCUUCAAGCGAGCAACGCCGACAACGAGUAAUUUUUUUCAAUGAAAAACCCACUAUUUUAUUUUUUAUUCGAGAAUUAAAAAAAAAACCUACGUUCGAUUUCGAAAAUUCUUCUAUUCCCUUCCAAAUUAAGAAAACAAGAAAAAAAAAUUAGGGCAAUUCAAAAAUUGUAGUGUUUGACAAUUUGAGAGUGAAAUAGAAGAUAAUGUAUGUUUAUUUAGUUGUAAGGUAUUAAUUAAUCUUUUGAUGUUUCUAUGAAACGAAAAUUUUUCUCUUUCGCAUAUUAAGAUGUAUUCUAAAUAAACACAUUUUCUUAAGAA